Molecule: messenger RNA, 1378 nt
Organism: Talpa occidentalis (Iberian mole)
Lineage: Eukaryota; Metazoa; Chordata; Mammalia; Eulipotyphla; Talpidae
Gene: VTN
Product: vitronectin
Exons: 8
Coding region: 1-1371 (456 amino acids)
Biological process (GO): immune response; cell adhesion mediated by integrin; cell-matrix adhesion
Molecular function (GO): polysaccharide binding; scavenger receptor activity; extracellular matrix binding
Source: RefSeq, a predicted model, not a curated record
AUGACACCCUCAAGGCCUCUUCUGAUGCUGGCCUUACUGGCGUGGGCUGUUCUGGCUGACCAAGAGUCUUGCAAGGGCCGCUGUACCGAGGGCUUCAAUGCGGACAGGAAGUGUCAGUGUGACGAGCUCUGCUCUUACUACCAGAGCUGCUGCGCUGACUACAUUGCGGAGUGCAAGACCCAAGUAACUCGUGGGGAUGUAUUCACUCUGCCAGAAGAUGAAUACGGGGCCUACGACUAUCCCGACGCCAGAGACAACACCAGCAACCCUGAGCAACAGGUCCCAGGACCUGGGCAGGGGUUCCUAGUGCCUGAGUCAAGGACCCUGGUACCUGAGCUGGGGGUCCCAGGGCCCGAGACCACUAAACAAAGCAUCUUCGAUUUCCCAGCAGAGGAGGAGCUGUGUAGUGGGAAGCCCUUUGAUGCUUUCACUGAUCUUAAGAAUGGUUCCCUGUUUGCCUUCCGAGGGCAGUACUGCUAUGAGCUGGAUGAAAAGGCAGUGAGGCCUGGCUACCCCAAGCUUAUCAAAGACGUCUGGGGUAUUGAGGGCCCCAUUGAUGCUGCCUUCACCCGCGUCAACUGCCAGGGGAAGACCUACCUCUUCAAGGGCAGUCAGUACUGGCGCUUUGAGGAUGGUGUCCUGGACCCCGAUUACCCCCGCAACAUCUCUGAUGGCUUCAGUGGCAUUCCAGACAACGUGGAUGCAGCCUUGGCCCUCCCAGCUCACAGCUACAGCGGCCAGGAGCGGGUCUACUUCUUCAAGGGGAAACAGUACUGGGAGUACAAGUUCCAGGAACAGCCGAGCCAGGAGGAGUGUGACAGCAGCUCCUUGUCGGCCGUGUUUGCUCACUUCGCCCAGAUGCAGCGGGACAGCUGGGAGAGCAUCUUCGAGAUUCUCUUCUGGGGCAGAUCCUCUGGUGGUGCUGGAGAGCCCCAGUUCAUUAGCCAGGACUGGCACGGGGUGCCUGGGCAAGUGGACGCCGUCAUGGCUGGUCGUAUCUACAUCUCCGGUUCAGCUCCCCAUUCCUCCCGGGCCAAGAAGGCCAAGUCUAAGCAUCGAAACCGUAAACGCUACCGCUCACGUCGAGGGCGAGGCCGUGGCCACAGCCAGAACCGCCACCGGCCAUCCCGGUCAGCCUGGCUGUCUUGGUUCUCCAGUGAGGAGAGUGACUUCGGAAUCUUCAACUAUGACUACGACAUCAACUGGCUUGUGCCUGCCACCUGUGAGCCCAUCCAGAGCGUCUACUUCUUCUCAGGAGACAAGUACUACCGAGUCAACCUUCGCACACGGCGCGUGGACACCGUGAACCCUCCUUACCCACGCUCCAUCGCCGAGUACUGGCUGGGCUGCCCAGCCCCUGACCAGAAGUAGUCCAAGC